UAAAAAAUAGUACCUAGUAAGUAUUCGUAGGAAGCAUACAGUCGAGUUCCCGAAGCAGAUUAAUAUGCACAUUUGUUUGAUUUGAGUCAGUCCGGCGCGAACGAUUAAUCUAUUAGCAGCUCAACUCGAUCACUAGCUGAUAAUGAAAAGUUCAACUACGCAAAUCGUGUUUGUGGUUUUGGUUUUCGGAGUUUUGGUCAUUUAUGGCCAAGCUGAUUCUCCGUCCAAUGGAACCGCCUUCGAAGAAGUGAUUGUCGAGACAUCGCUCUACGUAAGCAGGCCAAGCACGGUGCUUCGACGUCAGCAGCUGAGAGCACAGGAGAAAGGUGACUCUCGAGUGAAGCGCGAUAUCAGCCAUUCGACGGACCACGCGAAUUCAAACCUGAAAUCAAAUGCCCUGAAUCCCGCUGCCGGUCAUCAAAAGCAGUCCAAAGACAACUUUAUUCAAUCGUUUUUCGACAAAGGCUUCAAUAAUGGCGCUUCGAAAGCAGAGCAACGUGCUUUCUACAAACAAAAACCGGUAUUAGCGGCGACGAAACCGGCCGGUAAUCAUCUUGUUUGAGCCUAAAACGCCUUGUGGUGUGGACGUGUCACGAAAUGCAAAUUAUCCUUCAAACACCGACCGGGAGGCGCAACCUGAUGGGAACGGCGACAGACCGUUUUAAGUUUUUUUACAUAUUGUUGUUGUUCUUACUUAGUUUUAUAACUAACCAUGUAGACUUUGGUUUUAUGACUCGAAUGAGUUCUACGUUAAUAAAAACACCCAAUUGACUUAGUAAGCCGACGAAA
Aedes albopictus (Asian tiger mosquito) is the source of this 789-nucleotide messenger RNA. RefSeq lists its product as uncharacterized. Bases 143 to 562 code for a protein of 139 amino acids. The transcript is spliced from 4 exons. The record is from RefSeq and is a predicted model, not a curated record. Lineage: Eukaryota; Metazoa; Arthropoda; Insecta; Diptera; Culicidae.